UACAGUAGGCCUACUUCCCAUGCCUGGGGGUGGGGGUUAAGAGAUAGAACGGUAUAAAUAGCCCCUGAUGACAGAUAUCAGGAUCAGUGAAACGGGCGAGAGGUCAGAGGUCACACGUCCCAGAGCCUCUCUUUUAUUCGACAGUAUGGAGGUCAUGGGGUCACUUUUGACCAGUGGGAGGCUGAUUUUCGUGUCCCAUCUACUCCUCCUAGUCUGCUGUUCGAUAUCUCCAGCCUUUGGGGACUACAGAACCAACAGGAUGACCUUCCCCGCCCUCGGGUCGAGCCUGGGCAGGUCAGGAGGCCUCGAGAGCCUCGACCUACUCUUCCCCGAAGAACGCAACGAAGGUUUCUCCCGUCGGAGGGACGUUCCAGGAGCCGGGGAACUCGAAGAAACGUCUCGUUCCACCAUCGACGAUGCGCUGCGAGAGCAGGGACUCUCCUUAAAUUCGCAUCUGCUGCAGAAGGUCCAAGAUGCCCUUGAAGAAGAAGAGGAGGAGGUAGGGGCAGAGAGCCGGUUCACAGAGCAGGUCAUCGAGCUCAGGGAGUUCGAGAGGAACUUCGACGGGGUAUUCUCAUGCCCCUGUAGUCCUAACGCCUGCGUCAAGGGGUCAGCUGCGUCGUCUCUGUACAGUCGAAAUUCCUAUUUGCCAUUUGCUGAAUUCAGCAGUACUUGCUUUCUCCCGGGUGACAAAGGAGAUGCCUUCAUCAACAACAGUUCCUUGGCACUGCUGACCGAUUACUGUGGGCUGACCAAGCAACACACCCUCUGUAAAUUCAGUGCAGACACUGCAAGCCGUCAGUGUGGCAAGCCGCUGGCGCUGGGCGUGGACCCCGCCGAGCGAGAGGAGGUCCUGCGCGUGCACAACCAGCUGAGGUCGCGGGUCGCCACAGGUCAGGAGACCCGGGGGAACCCGGGUCCUCAGCCCCCGGCUACUUCGAUGUUGGAGUUGCAAUGGGACCCUGAAUUGGCAGACAUUGCGCAGGCGUGGGCUAAUCAGUGCACCUUCCAGCAUGACUGUGGAAUAUGCAGACAAACAGGACGUUUUGUGGUGGGCCAGAACAUCUUCAUGUCAGGGGGAACCGCUCCUGUGAGACCAGACUGGAAAGGGGCCCUCAGUUCUUUUUACGAGGAGGUCGUCUACUUGAAUCGCCAGGAGGUCACAUCCUUUGCUGGGUCUCAAGGCGUUGGCCACUACACUCAGAUGGUCUGGGCGUCCACCCAGUAUGUCGGGUGUGGGUUUAUUCAGUACCAAGAAGGAAACUUCAUUCAGAAUUUCCACGUGUGCAAUUAUGGUGCCGCAGGAAACUUCAUAGGAAGACCAAUAUACGAGAUUGGUCAGGCAUGUUCGAAAUGUCCCUCGGGGACAGUUUGUUCCAGUGAAUAUCCAGGUUUGUGUUCACCAGCACCUCCUGAAGGCAACCAGGGAGGAGGCCCUUUGCCAGGGAACAGUACUGGACAAAGUCCAGGCCCCGUACCUCCUACAGUACCUGGUGAUAGCCCUGGUGGAUCAGGCGGAGGGGUUCCGACAGAAAGUCCUGGUGCGCAGCCUUGCAGUUUUCCAGGGUGGUGUGGGCCUGGAUACCCUACAAUGGGUGCUCCUGGCAUUCCAGGUACUCCUGGACAGCCUGGAAGUGUUGGAUCACCAGGAAGACCUGGCAGGCCAGGAAGACCCGGAAGGCCAGGAGACUUGGGAAAACCUGUCUUCCCUGGGAGACCCCCUACCGGCCCUAACACUGGUGGAAGACCUGAAAACUCAGGAAUGCCAGGAUUCGAAAACAUACCUGGAAGGCCAGGAGGAUCAGGCAAACCUGCGUUUCCAACUAGACCCCCUGCUGGCCCUGAAACUGGCGGGAGACCUGGAUCUGGAAUUCCAGGAUUUGAAAACAUGCCUGGUUUUCCUCAAGUGAGCGGAAGCCCUGGAUUUCCAAGUAGGCCCACAACUCAACCAGGAACACCAGGAUUUGGUAACAGACCUGGAACAAGUGGUUUUCCAGAGUUAACUGGCCCUGGCGGCAGUGGCACAGGGGGUGUCUUCCCUGGGUUUCCUGGGGUAGGAGGAAGACCCGAUGUCUUUAGCCCACCUGGUUCUCCUGGUGCCCUUAGCCCACCUGGUUCCUCUGGUGCCCAAGACGUCGGAUUAACUGAUAAUCCAGAAGCGACAUUUGGAGAUGGGUCUUCUGUUCCAGAGGGAAUAACUGGAAGUGCUGCUGGCACAGGGUCUCCAGAAUCAUCUCCCACAUCAGGAAACACCACCACACAAGCUAAUGGAAAGCCAGGAAGUUCAGGUUCACCGGGAGGCAUUGGACAAACUGGGCCCAAUUUCGGUUCGAAUUACCUGCCACCUAGACCCUCCCCCAAGCCUGGAAGUACUGCUCUUGGAGGAUCUGGAAAGCCAGUUGAACCAGAACCUGGUGCAAUUUGUAACUGCAAAGUUGUCAAUAGAUUUACUGUGUUGGGUGAGAGACAAAUUUUUAUAAUGAUCUGUUGA
Messenger RNA from Macrobrachium nipponense, 2491 nucleotides. RefSeq lists its product as uncharacterized. The record is from RefSeq and is a predicted model, not a curated record. Gene Ontology annotation, cellular component: extracellular region. Lineage: Eukaryota; Metazoa; Arthropoda; Malacostraca; Decapoda; Palaemonidae. The transcript has 8 exons. Bases 68 to 2491 code for a protein of 807 amino acids.